Papaver somniferum (opium poppy) is the source of this 1005-nucleotide messenger RNA. Its product is annotated as cytochrome b5-like. The transcript is spliced from 3 exons. Gene Ontology annotation, cellular component: membrane; intracellular membrane-bounded organelle. The record is from RefSeq and is a predicted model, not a curated record. NCBI's taxonomy places the organism in Eukaryota, Viridiplantae, Streptophyta, Magnoliopsida, Ranunculales, Papaveraceae. Gene Ontology annotation, molecular function: heme binding. Bases 364 to 771 code for a protein of 135 amino acids.
UUCUAGUUUGACAGAGAAAUGAGACUCCAGAAUUACUGGAGAGACGGUAGAGAGACUUAUAUAUUUUAUUUAUUUAUUUAUUUAUAUGAAGAGCUAUAAUUCGUCUUCUGUGAUGUAGUAGCUAGCUGGUGGUGAGUACAAUAAAUAAAUUGGAUAGAGAUGCAGAGAAGUUAUAUUUAAUACACUUACCAGCAGAAAAAGGUAACAAAAAGUUGGGUGGAGAGAAUUUAAAUGAGAGCCUCCUCAGUCAAAAGUAGUUGAAGAAGAAGAAGAAGAUCCAAGCAACUACUUCUGCACUUGAAUUGUAAAGGCUAGUUACUUUCAUCAUCAACAACAAACAGAUCCUCCUCUUGAGUACAAGAAAUGAAGAUCCAUUCUUAUGAGGAUUUGUUGAAGCACAAUCAAAACAAGGAUUGCUGGCUUCUUAUCUCUGGCAAGGUCUAUGAUGUGACAGAAUUCAUGGAAGAUCAUCCUGGAGGUGACCAAGUCUUGCUAACAGCAGCUGGAAAAGAUGCAACUGAAGAUUUUGAAGAUGUGGGUCACAGUGAAUCUGCCAAAGACAUGUUGGUGAAAUACUACAUCGGAGACAUUGACAGUUCAACUAUUCCGGUGAAACGUCAAUACACUCCGGCCGGACAGCAGACUAAAGCGGCAACAGGUACCCUGGACACGACUUCAGGUUUCGGAGUUAAGAUUUUGCAGUUCCUUGUGCCUCUCUUGAUUCUUGGCUUAGCUUUUGGCAUCCGCCAAUAUGCCAAGAAGCUGGACUAGACGGACAAACUGGUUCUAUUUCAGAGCUUAAUGGACAUUAGUAUGUUCUGAUUUCUAAUUAUGUGUUUUCUGCAUUCUGUUUUCUUUUGUUCUGGACGCGAAUGUCUGUUAGUCCUAAUAGCAGCUACAAAUUCAUUUGGUUGGAGUCCUGAAAUUUGAAGUUUCUCAUUCUCUAAAUCAUAUGUUGUUACUCAAGAAGCUUUAAGAAUAGCUAAGAUCUUUUUCAUUGAAUUA